Molecule: messenger RNA, 1545 nt
Organism: Prunus armeniaca (apricot)
Lineage: Eukaryota; Viridiplantae; Streptophyta; Magnoliopsida; Rosales; Rosaceae
Source: the annotation of a GenBank genome assembly
AUGGCGUGGUUCGCGAAAUCCAUUGCUAACUCACUCAAGCUCGAUGACGAAGAGGACGACGUUUACCACAAUACGAACCCUAGCUCCAAUACAGACCCAAAUUCAUCCCCACCCGACCCCCAAUCCGGUUCGCCGUCAACUCCCACAGUCAAAGGCGACCUCUCCGAGCUCACCAAAACCCUGUCCCGCCAGUUCUGGGGCGUCGCCUCUUUCCUCGCCCCGCCGCCCGAUCCAACCCAUCCUCCUAACCCGUCCGCACCGCCCCAAUCCGCCGAUCUCGAACCUUCUGAUGAGGACGUCAUCGCGGGAAUUCGCAGCGACUUUGCUGAGAUCGGCGGGAAGUUCAAGAGCGGGAUCUCGAAGCUGUCGAGUAACGUAGCGGUCUCGGAGUUCACUAAGAUCGCUUCGAAUUUGCUUCAGUUUGGAUCGGAGGAGGAGGCUGAGGCAGCUGGGGCUGCUCUUGGAGUGACCCAGGAGGUUCUCGCGUUCGUCAGGAAUGUCUCUAUGCAUCCGGAGACUUGGCUGGAUUUCCCUCUCUCCGAUGACGAAGAUUCAGAUGAUUUUGAAUUGUCUGAUGUCCAACAAGAGCAUGCUCUGGCUGUUGAACGGCUUGCACCUUCAUUGGCUGCUCUCAGGAUUGAACUUUGCCCUGAGCAUAUGAGCGAGGCUCACUUUUGGAUGAUUUACUUUGUGCUCUUGCAUCCUAGACUCAGUAAACAUGAUGCCGAGCUUCUGUCUACACCCAAGAUAGUGGAAGCUAGAGCAAUGUUGUCUUAUGAGUUGAAGAAGGGAGCUAAUGAAAAGCAAGAAUCAGACCCUUCAGGAAGUGGCACUAUUUAUGUGAAAGGAAUUGCUGAUUCCCCAAAAGAACAGCAUCUUUCUGUGCCACCUAGUGUUCAAUCUGACCUAGUGCCUCCCCAUACAUCUACCAUCAGAUCAGCUCCUCAACCAGUGGCAGUUGAUCUUGAGACUGAGAAGCACACAGUUCAGAGUAGUGAGAUCCAAAUUAUUGACAAGCCCGUUAUUGAGGAAGGACCAUUGAAAGAGACGAAAUUUCAACAUCCACUUUCUAAUUCUUCCUCCAAAGUUGCAGAUGAGAAAUAUGAGGAUGAUGCUGAUGAUUGGUUGAAAGAGGGAACUUCAGAGAUAGAUGGUGUUGGGGGAACCUCCAUCCCUAUAGAGAAUGACGAGGAUGUAUCUUUCAGUGAUCUUGAGGAUGAUGAUGGAGAGGCGCCCUCAAGUUACAAGAAGGUCACAUCUGGCUCUGAUUCUUCAACAAAAGACUCAAGAGAUUGGGUUCAGCUAAGCAGAACCUCUGCUGAUUCAGACAAGGACAUCAACUCUGUUGAGAUUAGACAUGCUGGGUCUGAGCAGUUGUUUGUUCCUUCAGGAAGGUUAAGUUUCGUGAGAAACUCGUUCAAGAUCAAGGUUGAAGAUUUUUAUAAGACUAAAACAGAAAAGAAUGUGGCCGCGCUUGUUAAAAGAAGUAUAGAAAAUUUGUAUGUGCUGUUUGAUUGUGUAGAGAAGUUCAGUGAUAGCUGGUGA